Galeopterus variegatus (Sunda flying lemur) is the source of this 2550-nucleotide messenger RNA. RefSeq names its product dedicator of cytokinesis protein 7-like. The transcript has 19 exons. NCBI's taxonomy places the organism in Eukaryota, Metazoa, Chordata, Mammalia, Dermoptera, Cynocephalidae. Gene Ontology annotation, biological process: axonogenesis; small GTPase-mediated signal transduction; positive regulation of GTPase activity. The coding region runs from base 198 to 2453 and encodes 751 amino acids. Gene Ontology annotation, molecular function: guanyl-nucleotide exchange factor activity. The record is from RefSeq and is a predicted model, not a curated record.
GGCAACAUACUACCUUUUCAGCAGAAUCAAGUCGGAGCCUUUUGAUUUGUCUACUCUGGGUUCUCAAGAAUGCAGAUGAAACAGUUCUACAAAAGUGGUUUACAGAUCUUUCAGUCCUCCAGCUAAACCGGCUAUUAGAUCUGCUUUAUCUCUGUGUAUCUUGCUUUGAGUACAAAGGGAAAAAAGUGUUUGAAAGAAUGAACAGUUUGACCUUUAAGAAAUCAAAAGACAUGAGAGCAAAGCUUGAAGAAGCUAUUCUUGGGAGCAUAGGUGCUAGGCAAGAAAUGGUACGCCGAAGCCGAGGACAGCUCGAGAGAAGCCCAUCUGGAAGUGCCUUUGGAAGUCAAGAAAAUCUGAGGUGGAGAAAGGAUAUGACUCACUGGCGUCAAAACACGGAGAAGCUUGACAAAUCAAGAGCAGAGAUUGAACAUGAAGCACUGAUUGAUGGAAACCUGGCUACUGAAGCAAACCUAAUCAUUUUGGAUACAUUAGAGAUUGUUGUCCAGACAGUUUCUGUAACAGAAUCCAAAGAGAGCAUCCUUGGUGGGGUGCUAAAAGUGCUACUACACAGCAUGGCUUGCAACCAAAGUGCGGUUUAUCUGCAACACUGUUUUGCUACACAGAGAGCCCUUGUUUCAAAGUUCCCUGAACUCUUGUUUGAAGAAGAAACAGAGCAGUGUGCUGAUUUAUGCCUCCGUCUUCUUCGACACUGUAGCAGUAGCAUUAGUACAAUUCGGUCACAUGCUAGCGCAUCCCUUUACCUACUAAUGAGACAAAACUUUGAGAUUGGGAAUAACUUUGCCAGGGUUAAAAUGCAGGUAACAAUGUCACUAUCCUCCUUGGUGGGCACAUCUCAGAAUUUUAAUGAAGAAUUCUUAAGACGUUCUCUAAAGACUAUAUUGACAUAUGCUGAAGAAGAUCUGGAACUGAGGGAAACAACAUUUCCUGAUCAGGUCCAAGAUCUAGUUUUCAAUCUCCAUAUGAUCCUUUCUGAUACUGUUAAAAUGAAGGAACACCAGGAGGAUCCUGAAAUGUUGAUUGAUCUAAUGUACAGAAUUGCCAAGGGUUACCAGACCUCUCCAGAUCUGCGAUUGACCUGGUUGCAGAACAUGGCUGGCAAACACUCGGAACGAAGCAAUCAUGCUGAAGCCGCACAGUGCCUGGUCCACUCAGCAGCACUUGUUGCUGAAUAUUUGAGCAUGCUGGAGGACCGGAAGUAUCUUCCUGUAGGAUGUGUAACAUUUCAGAAUAUUUCAUCUAAUGUUUUAGAAGAAUCUGCAGUCUCAGAUGAUGUGGUAUCUCCAGACGAAGAAGGUAUUUGCUCUGGAAAGUACUUUACUGAGUCAGGACUUGUGGGAUUACUGGAGCAAGCAGCUGCUUCUUUCUCUAUGGCUGGCAUGUAUGAAGCAGUAAAUGAGGUUUAUAAAGUUCUUAUUCCUAUUCAUGAAGCUAAUCGGGAUGCAAAGAAACUAUCCACAAUUCAUGGUAAACUUCAAGAAGCAUUCAGCAAAAUUGUUCAUCAGAGUACUGGCUGGGAGCGGAUGUUUGGCACCUAUUUUCGUGUUGGUUUUUAUGGAACCAAAUUCGGGGAUUUGGAUGAACAGGAAUUUGUUUACAAGGAGCCUGCAAUAACCAAACUUGCAGAGAUAUCUCACAGAUUGGAGGGAUUUUAUGGAGAAAGAUUUGGAGAGGAUGUGGUUGAAGUAAUCAAGGACUCUAAUCCUGUAGACAAGUGUAAAUUAGAUCCUAACAAGGCAUAUAUUCAGAUUACCUACGUGGAGCCAUACUUUGACACAUAUGAGAUGAAGGACAGAAUCACUUAUUUUGACAAAAAUUAUAAUCUUCGCCGUUUCAUGUACUGUACACCCUUCACUUUAGAUGGUCGUGCCCAUGGGGAACUUCAUGAACAAUUCAAAAGAAAGACCAUUCUGACUACAUCUCAUGCCUUUCCUUAUAUUAAAACAAGGGUCAAUGUCACUCACAAAGAGGAGAUCAUAUUAACACCAAUUGAAGUUGCUAUUGAAGACAUGCAGAAAAAAACACAGGAGUUGGCAUUUGCUACACAUCAGGAUCCAGCAGACCCCAAAAUGCUUCAGAUGGUACUCCAGGGAUCUGUAGGCACAACAGUUAAUCAGGGUCCUUUGGAAGUUGCCCAGGUUUUCCUGUCUGAAAUACCCAGUGACCCAAAGCUCUUCAGACAUCAUAAUAAACUGCGACUCUGCUUUAAAGAUUUUACUAAAAGGUGUGAAGAUGCCUUAAGAAAAAAUAAGAGCUUAAUUGGGCCAGAUCAAAAGGAGUAUCAAAGGGAACUAGAGAGAAAUUAUCAUCGCCUUAAAGAGGCCCUACAGCCCCUGAUAAACAGAAAGAUCCCUCAGUUAUACAAGGCAGUACUGCCCGUCACCUGCCACAGAGAUUCCUUCAGCAGAAUGAGCCUUCGCAAAAUGGAUCUCUAAAGUAAAUGCACUUGUUUUAUUCAUUUGAAAAGAACCAUGUAUUCAACACUGAGUAUGAAAAGAAGAUCAAUUGAAAAAUACAACUUGGGAUGUAAUU